AAUAAAAAAAUGGAGAGAAGAAGUGAAAAGCAACCAAAACGAGGGUAAAAGAAAGCCUGAAAUUAACCCUAGAAAACUAAACCCAACCACACCCGAGAGUAAACAAAUUUUGGCGGGAAGGCUCCAAAAAAUUAACAUCACCUGUCAAUUUCUCAGCCUCUUCGCAUUCUGAUUUCUCACCCUUUUCUCCCGGUUUCUCGCUACAGAACCAUGUCCGGGGUUCGACGCCGGCGCGAUGCUGCCGGAAAAGAAAGGCGGCUUGUGAAAACCGAUAAUGGCGAAGACCCAGUGAUCCUUUCGGACUCGCUAGAGUCUGAAACGGGGAGUGCGCGGAUUCGGCUUCGAGAGCGGUGGGAACUGGCGUCUGUUCUCAAUUUCUUGAACGUUUUUGAGCCAGUCAUUGGAAGCAAUUCAAAGAUAUCAGCUGAAGAGAUUGAGAUGGGCCUUAUCAAGCCGGAUAGUCCUGUUGCUCAGCUUCACAUUGACCUGUUGAAGGGAAUUCCACCAGUAAAUAAAAAUUUGAAUGGUUCUGAUGCAUGGGUGACGGUACUUUGCAAGAAACUCACUAUGUGGUGGCCAUGGGUUGCUGAAGGGGAGAUUCCGCUAACUGCUAAUAAGGGAGAGGAGAUAAACAGAUACAAAGAACUUGAUCCAACAAUUCGUUUACAGAUUUUGAAAGCACUUUGUGAAAUUCGAGCUGAGCAAAAUGAUACCGUUUCCUACAUCAACGAUGCAAUAAAACAUGGAACUGAACUUUCUUGUUUUCGCAAAAAUAAUAUUGGUGGAGAUCGAAAUGGAACUACUUAUUGGUAUGAUGGAAAUACAGUUCUUGGUCAUAGAUUGUACAGGGAAGUAAAGAAGUUUGACCCCAAGACAAAAGUUAGGGGAAAAGGUUGUUUGGCUCCUCCACUUGCCAGUUUCAAGUGGGAAACACUAGCAACCAAUCUUGAGGAAUUUCGUAAAGUUGCGGAUGAUUUCUCAUCUAGCAAAGUUACUGUACAAGUUGCUGUUAGUAAGAUUGUUCAAACUGAUGCAAUUCCUGUUCUUGAGGAUCUUCAGAAGAAGAAAGAAAGGGCAUUCAAACGGAAACGGAGGCAAGAAAUGCUUCUGAAUGAUUCACAAAAUUCCUAUAGAGUUGAAAGUACUCGUUCCUGUCGCAAUAGGAGGCCUGUCAGUUACACAUUUGAUGAAUAUGACCGGACCAUUAAGGAGGCUAUACAGAUGACAAAUAAAAGAAAGGCUACUGAAGAUCAAAAGUGUAAUGGAAAGCAUGGAAAUAUGAACGGCAUUGCAUCCGAUGGGGACUCAGACACAGACACAGACACAGAUACCCAGUUAAGAGAUAGUUCUGUUAAUAGUCGUGACUCCAUGGAAAGUGACUCUGGCAAUGUCAAGCCUCAUGAAGAUGAUGGUGACUAUGAAGACAAGGAAAGUGAUGAAUAUAGUAUCAAAAAGGAGGAUGAAAAUGAUGAAGUUGGCAAUGAUGACAAAAACAAUCAAUAUUACAUGAAAACCAAGGAUGAUAAUGAAGAUGGUGAUGACUACAAAACUGACAGAACUGCAGAAUUUAAUAUCAAAAAGGAGGGAGAUGAGUUUAAUAUCAAAGAGGAAGAGGGUUCUGAAGAUGGCAAUGAUUGCAAAGAUGAAAAAGCUUAUCAAAAUCACAUGAAGGAGGUUGAGAAUGAUGAUGGCAGGGACUUGAGCAGUUCCCAUAAGAAAAUUUUCAAUCUCAGCAAGAGGAACCAUGCAACAGCUCAGUCCAAGGAGCAGUCAUGUUACUCUCCCAGCAAGCCGGGUGGCUUGCGCUGGAGCAUCAGACUGGCUGAGACCAGCAGCCAUCCUGUUGCAGGAACCAGAAGCCCAGGCACGAAGAACAGAUUGAGGCAAAGACCGACACGCAACACUGCCAUGGAGUCCAUCAUCAUCCCUGAUUCAGAAGAUGGCAACUCAUCAGAAAACACAAACAGUGGAAUUCCAGGGGGUGAAACUUCAUCUCCAACUGCUGAUCUGGAAGAGGAGAGUGAUUGCUAAACAUAUCUAAAAAAACAGAUAUGGAAAAUUUUCCAUAUGCACACAAUGAUCUUCCUUGAAUUUUCUGGUGCAAGGAUCCAACAUUGAUUUUGUUUCCUGCAAUGUGCUUCCAACAAUUAUGUCUUUUGAUUUGUGAGAAAAUGGUUAAACAAAAUUGGCCUCAUUUGGUUGAUUUAAGGAUAUAAUCCUUUUAAGUGA
This is a messenger RNA of Vitis vinifera (wine grape), 2229 nucleotides long. RefSeq names its product DDT domain-containing protein DDR4. Gene Ontology annotation, biological process: regulation of DNA-templated transcription. NCBI's taxonomy places the organism in Eukaryota, Viridiplantae, Streptophyta, Magnoliopsida, Vitales, Vitaceae. Gene Ontology annotation, cellular component: RSF complex. The record is from RefSeq and is a predicted model, not a curated record. The coding region runs from base 211 to 2031 and encodes 606 amino acids. The transcript is spliced from 11 exons.